Molecule: messenger RNA, 2037 nt
Organism: Botrytis fragariae
Lineage: Eukaryota; Fungi; Ascomycota; Leotiomycetes; Helotiales; Sclerotiniaceae
Product: putative negative acting factor protein
Exons: 5
Coding region: 1-2037 (678 amino acids)
Biological process (GO): regulation of DNA-templated transcription
Molecular function (GO): DNA-binding transcription factor activity, RNA polymerase II-specific; zinc ion binding
Source: RefSeq, a predicted model, not a curated record
AUGGUAUACUGUGGCAAGCCUUCACGGGGCUGCCAGAUGUGCAGAACUCGAAGGAUAAAGUGUGAUGAAACCAAACCCACUUGCAACCAGUGUCAAAAAUCAAGACGACAAUGUCCAGGAUAUAAGGAUGACUUCGAUCUUGUCUUUCGUAAUGAGACAAAAGCUACAGAGAGACGAGCACAACGAUCAUUAAAGAACAAGAGGGGCAGCAAUAACAACACCCAGAUUGGACCAGUGAAUAGAAGUGAUGCAAGUCGCAAGUUUUCAAUUGUCUCUAAUUCAAGUUCCAACGAUGCCGAAAUCAUGUAUUCAACGACUGGAAUGGAGCUGGCCAAGAUUGAAUCCAACGGCAGUGAUUCCUCAUCUUCAGAUGCCCUAGGAUUACAAGUGGCCUUCACCAGUCCUAUCGAGCAACAAGCACCAUGUUAUUUCAUGUCAAAUUUCGUCAUUAUACCACAGAGCGGACAAAUACGAGGCUCAUUUGACUGGGUAUUACCAUUAAUCAAGAUGGAAGCUCCUGACUCGGCAUUAUCUCUUUCAUUCCAAGCUGUGGCCAUGGCUUCUUUAGCAAAUAAACCAAAUGCGAGAGGAAGCAAUUUGAUGCAUUUAGCUAUUGAGAAUUACGCCAAGGCGUUGAAGGUUGUUAACUUGGCGCUACAAAAUUCAGUGCAACAAAAAACCGAUCAGACACUAGCUUCGAUUCUAUUAUUGGGAUUCUUCGAAACUAUUACUCAAGAGAAAGCGAGUAUCACGGCUUGGGGAUCACACAUCGAUGGAGCUGUACAAAUAGUGAAGAUGAGAGGGAAGAAACAGUUAAGGACGAAAGUUGGUGUUGCUUUAUUCCAAAGUGUUCGAGGACAAAUGCUUGUCAACUGUCUCUCUUCAUCCAAGACUCCCAUGCUAGGCGCCGACUGGUGGUGCGCUGAUUCUCAGAAAGAUGAAGGGGCUGCCUUUGUCAACAGAUUAAACCUUCAAGUAGCCGAAUUGCGUAGCGAUCUGAACAGAAUACUAAUGUCACAUCCCCGGUCACCGGAAACUACCGAAUUAGUUACUGAGAUUAUGCAUCGUGCUCUAGAACUAGAGCAAGAGUAUCAAAGAUGGGAAGAAACGCAAACAAAGCAAACGGUAGCAUGGGUGGAUAAUAUUCCUGGGGGUGAUAUAACAAAAGCCGAUGUGUGUCCUGGACGAGUUGACCUGUACCCCGAUGUUUUCGCCUGCUCGGCAUGGAAUUUCUCCCGUGUAUCAAGGAUAUUCAUCGCUGCAAUAGUUAUCCGUUGUGCAGCAUGGACAUGCCAUCCCGUCGACUACCGGACCACGCCGGAAUACGCGCAAAUGUCGAGGAUGGGUCAGAAAAUGAUUUGUGAUAUUAUCGCUUCUAUUCCUUUCAUGUUUGGGUGGCAUUUAGAUGAUGAGGGAAGAUUGAAACCAGGAGAUCCUAUGAGUGGUAACGAUGCUACGGGCGUUAAGGCGUUAGGAGGGGUUUAUGCAAUUUGGCCACUGUUAUCAGUUAGUUGUAGUGAUUUCACGACGGAUUCGCAGAGGUUGUGGAUUAAAGGACGGCUCAAAUUCAUUUCGGAAGUCAUGGGCUUAAAUCAGGCCAAGGUUGUUAGUACUCUCCAGCUCCGUCUCCCAUCUAUGAUCGUCCGCCGCGAUAACAUGGGCUACGCACCGCCGAACGCGACAAACUCUGUUAGACCUUCAGGUAAACCGGCAAUUAUGCCCACGCUCCCCCCUUCUAUUUCGGCACUCAAUUUUCAACAACGAGAAGCUAUGAAGAGGGAAAUGUGGGAACGGGAACGAAAGGCUGCGAUGGAGAAGGUGAGAGAGGAACAGCAGCAACGACAACAAUAUUUGGGGAGGAGUGUGUUGGAGAAUAGUAGUGGGAAUAGUAAAUAUGGGCUGGGCUUGAGUGGGAAUGGUGUGGGAAAUGCAAAUGGGAUGCAGAAAACGGGAGAGAUGGGUUGGAAAAUUAGUAAUGAGCAGGGGAAGAAAUACGCGUGGUUGGAGGGGUUGGGAUGGUGGGAGACGACAGUUUGA